Molecule: messenger RNA, 417 nt
Organism: Endocarpon pusillum Z07020
Lineage: Eukaryota; Fungi; Ascomycota; Eurotiomycetes; Verrucariales; Verrucariaceae
Exons: 2
Coding region: 1-417 (138 amino acids)
Biological process (GO): protein peptidyl-prolyl isomerization
Molecular function (GO): peptidyl-prolyl cis-trans isomerase activity
Source: RefSeq, a predicted model, not a curated record
AUGCGUAUUUCCACCCUCCUCCUCCCCUUCCUAGCCAUCUUCCUCCCGCUCACCAUCGCAGCCGCGGACGGCCCCACCAUUGAGGUCCUGAAAGCCGUCGAAUGCGACCGCAAGACCAAGACCGGCGACACAAUCUCCGUCCACUACCGUGGCACCUUGGCCUCCGACGGAUCGCAGUUCGACGCCAGCUAUGACCGUGGCCAGCCGUUGACGUUUGAGGUGGGGAAGGGGAGGGUCAUUAAGGGAUGGGAUCAAGGACUCCUAGACAUGUGCAUAGGUGAAAAGAGGAAGUUGACCAUCCCACCGGAGCUGGGUUACGGGCAGCAAAACAUGGGGCCCAUACCGGCCGGGUCGACGUUGAUCUUUGAGACGGAAUUGGUGGGUAUCAAAGGGGUGCAGGGGAAGGAUGAGUUGUGA